This is a messenger RNA of Acanthoscelides obtectus, 1392 nucleotides long. Lineage: Eukaryota; Metazoa; Arthropoda; Insecta; Coleoptera; Chrysomelidae. The record is from the annotation of a GenBank genome assembly.
AUGAGGAACAUCCGUUCCGUCUACAAGACCCACAUUGACGUGCUGCAUUUCAGGAAGAUCGAUCAGAAAAGGCUUUACGAAGAGGAAGAUGGCAAAGACCAUCGUUUCACUCCGGAAAGGGUGGAACUCUUGAAUAUUUUAUCUCAAAAGCGCGAUAUUUACGAUCGUCUUACCCGAGCCAUAGCUCCAUCCAUUUAUGAAAACGAAGAUGUAAAAAAGGGAAUUUUGCUUCAAUUGCUUGGCGGCACAAAGAAAACUUUCACUACUUCCGGAAGGACCAACUUCCGAGCUGAAAUCAACAUUCUUUUGUGCGGAGAUCCAGGCACCUCGAAGUCGCAGCUGCUCCAGUACGUUUAUAAUCUCGUUCCUCGCAGCCAGUACACGUCUGGAAAAGGCUCAUCAGCUGUCGGUUUGACAGCAUACGUCACGAAAGAUCCCGAAACGAGACAGCUAGUUCUGCAAACAGGAGCUCUAGUAUUGGCGGACAAUGGCAUAUGUUGCAUUGACGAGUUCGACAAGAUGAACGACUCCACAAGAAGCGUUUUGCAUGAAGUGAUGGAACAACAAACUCUCAGCAUCGCCAAAGCUGGUAUCAUCUGCCAGUUGAAUGCUAGGACUUCCAUUCUAGCAGGCGCCAAUCCCCAUGAGUCCCAGUGGAACAAAAACAAAACUAUAAUUGAAAACGUCCAAUUACCGCAUACGUUACUAUCCAGAUUCGAUUUGAUUUUCUUGAUUUUGGACCCGCAAAACGAAAACUAUGACAGAAAGCUUGCCAGACAUCUUGUGUCACUGUAUUACAGGACCAGGGAGGAGGAAGAAGAUGAAGUUUUGGACAUGUCAAUCCUUAGAGACUACAUAGCCUACGCUAAAGAGCACAUCCACCCUAAGCUCAGCGAUCAAGCGGCGCAGAAGCUGAUCCAGUCCUACGUGGAUAUGAGGAAGAUCGGAUCGGGCAGAGGUCAGAUCUCCGCGUACCCUAGACAGCUCGAAUCUUUGAUUCGACUGUCGGAAGCUCAUGCCAAAGUUCGUUUCUCGCAAGUCGUGGAAAUCGAAGAUGUAGAUGAAGCGUACAGGCUGCACAGGGAGGCUCUUAAACAGUCCGCCACCGAUCCGCUGUCCGGGAAGAUAGACGUGGGAAUCUUGACGACGGGACUCAGCAGCGCUGCGAGGAAGAAACGGAUGGAGCUCGCUCAGACCGUCAAGGAUAUGAUCGAGUCGAAAGGGAAAAUGCCCAUUAUCAGUUAUCCGAAGCUGUUCGAGGAGUUGAAACAGAAUUCUGACAUUCAAGUGACUAGAGAACAAUUCGAAGAUGCUCUGAAAGACCUUCAGGAUGAUGGAUUGAUCGUGGUGAUGGGUAGGACGUCCAUUCGAAUCGUUAGGAAUAGAGACUAG